AUGUGGCGUGCUAGCACCAGUGGUGCGCGUGACGAUGGCACCGGUUGCUUUGCGGAUCUGUGUCGAUGCAUCUACACAAGCUGCUGGACCCUCUCUGCUGUCGAUGGAUACGGCUUGUGCCAGCUAGACGCUUCUUCGGAAGUGGCCAUGCCGUUGGGACGCUGGCUUUCCAGUGAUGCGCUGCGUUCCAGCUCGUCUAAGACUCCUCGGCCACAACGACUGGCCUCCGAUUCGCCCUCCGAUGUGCUGUGGGAGCAGCUCGAAGCACGACGCCCCGCACCGUUGCGGUUUGUGCUGCACCACUCGCGGCGGCCGAACGGCUCGUUGUGCCCCUGUCUCGAGGUGAAUCUCUCCUCUUCUUCGCCUUCCACCCCGUACUACACCGUGACCCGCAUCUUGGAUCCCGAGCACCGCGUGCCCUACAUCACGCUUUGCCCAAUCCUGGCCGCCGCGGGGUUGACGAUUCUGCAGGGUCUGCUACGCUUCGAUCUCACGCCCCCUGCAUACGAUGUAUCGCUGGCCGGCCUCGAGCCGUGGGACGAUCUUUGGAUCUCGCUGCCUCUAACUAGAUCCAUCGCAGCAGAACUCGGCCUGCUGCACAAUCUGGCGGCGAUUCUCGACCCGACCACGAGCCUGGCGUGGAGUCUGGACGAGUUCGCCGAGGGGCUCUUGCACAACUGGCGUGUACCGCAGGCAGUCGUUGAUGCGGCUUCCUACUCGACGGACGCCAUCACACGCCCCGAUGUCGGCUUUGGCAACGUCCUGAUGCUUCCCAAAGGCCAGCAGAUCAAGACGCUUGUCUCUGCGGACUUGCGGGCGACCAUCGUCGGAAAAGCGGAAGCGCGCCGGAAGCAGCCGCAGUUUCAGCUGCAGCAGAAGCUCGUCCAGUGGUCAACUCAACUUCACUCCAUCUGGCUCGAUUUUUCGAAUCUUGCAGAUCAGUAUGAUGGAGACAGUGGCGAACAUAGGGCUCCGUUGCUGUGCGAAUUGCAGCAGGAAGUGGCUCCACCCACCUCGACCGACAUGCUCGAGUGGACUCAGCUCGUCUCUGCGAGGAUGACUGGGCUGGCAAGCAUUGCGCAGCCAGACGAUGCAGAGGGACUGUUGGAGCCGCUCUCGCUCGCAAAUGUCGCGGCACUCAGACCUGGCAACCCUCCGCUUGGCUUCGGUAUGGCUGCAACCCACGAAGGCGCGGACGAGGAAGUGGCGUUGCGGCAUCUGCAAGCUGUGCUAAGGGGCAAACUGGCGCUGCUGCAACAGAUGAGCCUUCUCACGCUCGGACCUUUUGCAUGCGCUCCAGACCUUGAUCCCGCCCAGGACACUGUGGAAAGGGGCGAGCCUAGCUUAGUCUCUCCAGAACGAGAGCGAGCAAAUCAACAUCAAUCGCAGCCAGUAGCAGCCCAGCUCACUGAGCUGGCUAAUGCGAGCGAUAUCGCUGCGCUGAACGCCAAAGUCGACGGGUUGGCCGCUAAGCUUGAGCGCUGGUUUGAGACCCCCCACAGGACCGGGGUCGCCAACGCUGCCACAACGGGAGCCAACCUGAACCGGGAAGCCGACUCAGGAAACACUCAGGACACCUCACGCCCGGCACUCAGCCUAUGGUCGACGCUCGAAAUGCUGCCCUGGCCACUGCUUGUGCUGCCGCUUUCGGUCAUCUUGGUCCUGAGCACGAUUAAAGCGAUGUUCGUGUAG
Moesziomyces aphidis is the source of this 1692-nucleotide messenger RNA. The record is from the annotation of a GenBank genome assembly. NCBI's taxonomy places the organism in Eukaryota, Fungi, Basidiomycota, Ustilaginomycetes, Ustilaginales, Ustilaginaceae.